Messenger RNA from Hermetia illucens (black soldier fly), 2143 nucleotides. RefSeq names its product protein Wnt-2 (gene Wnt2). Gene Ontology annotation, molecular function: cytokine activity; frizzled binding. Bases 947 to 2032 code for a protein of 361 amino acids. Lineage: Eukaryota; Metazoa; Arthropoda; Insecta; Diptera; Stratiomyidae. The record is from RefSeq and is a predicted model, not a curated record. Gene Ontology annotation, biological process: positive regulation of JNK cascade; multicellular organism development; cell fate commitment. Gene Ontology annotation, cellular component: extracellular region. The transcript has 5 exons.
UCCACAGGUAAUCAAAUGCGCGCUCUAGUUCUGAAUGGACGCUGAAUAGUUGGUCGGCCACGCAUCCGCAUCUUUUAUCUUUUGCUCCGGUAAUUAUUCGCCUCGAAGUAAUCUUGUUGUCGGGAUUAGGCCGUUCGGUAGCCAGUUAGUGGUAGUAGCAGGUUAUGUCAUAAAGUCGCGAUAAACACCUCACGGUCCGUGGUUAGAUGAGCUGCGUCCGCAAAACCAGAUUCGUGUCGUCCGUUCCGUUCGGGGAUGAGAGCGAGCGCAAUGCCGUGCUGUCGAGAUCUCGGGCUGGCUCGAAAGAUUUAAGACGUGACCCCAGUGCAUGGAUCGUUCUGCUUACCACCACGAGCGUCGGCUCAUUCCAAUGUCCUGGCCAGUGACUGGAUGCUCUCGCGGAGGUUCAGGCCAGUGCACCAAGGCUAAGAUACAAAGAGAUGUUGGAAUGCACCGUGCAUCCGGAUGCUGCAGCAGCCUGAAUACGUCGGGAAAGAAGUGGCCCCAACGUUGGGCUUAGCCCGGUGACUGGUGACAACACGUGCUGGCGAUCUGCUUCGGUGCAAUUCAAUAGAGUGCUCGCUUUUGUUUAAAUUUGAGAAAUUUGAAAUUCAAAACGCUAAAAGGUCACUUGCCUUAGAAACAAGCUGAAAAUGAAAGAAACGCUAAUUAAACUUAGAAAACUGGAAAAGUUCGCGGCCAAGAAGCCAGUAGAGGUCGAAAUGGGUGUUUUGUGGUACUCGAACGCGGAAUCAUUGUCUAACGUGGUGUACUGUCGCUUGCGGGCUAAGCACUCGUCGUUAGGGAGUUGCAAAGAGAGUGAUCAAUGAAAGUAUCUGUUUUGCGUGAAGAAUGGUGUUUUGACUGUGUGACCCGCUUGAUUGUGCCUCCCCCGAGAACGAUGCCUGAAAUCGUCUGAUCAACAAUUAGUGCAGGCUGAACCAAAAUGCGGAAGACUCUCUCAAAUAUUUGCAUGCUUUUGGUGUGGAUGCUAAACCUGAGAUCCAGCUUAUGCUUAACUUCAGCAGUACUUUGCUCACGAAUACCCGGUUUGUCGCCAGCUCAACGAGAUUUAUGCAUUGAGUCCCCAGAUGCAUUGAUAGCAUUAGCUUCAGGACGCUUUCUAGGGGUGCAAGAGUGCCAACACCAAUUCAAAGGCCACCGAUGGAACUGCACGGAAGCUUGGCAACGUGAGGUGUUCGGCCAUGUAAUACCUGUUGGAUCCCGUGAAGCAGCCUUCACAUAUGCAGUGGCCAGUGCUGGUGCCGUCCAUGCAAUCACUUCUGCCUGUGCCCGGGGUAAUAUAUCGCUUUGUGGAUGCGAUAGAGCCCAUCGUAAUUCACACUCCACACGAAAUCAUCAUGUCCGCCAUAUGUGGCCAGUAACAAACGGUGGUAGUAACCGACCAUGGAAGUGGGGAGGUUGCUCAGCCGACAUAAAAUUUGGUAUGAGUUUUGCACGGAGGUUCCUGGAUGCGCGCGAAAUCGAAGGUGACGCGCGCAGUUUGAUGAAUUUACACAACAAUCGAGUUGGUAGGAAGAUUGUGAAGAAUCUCCUGCGAACUGACUGCAAAUGCCACGGUAUCAGUGGUUCAUGCGCCAUGAAAACCUGCUGGAAGAGCCUGCCGCCCUUUCGCGUAAUAGGCAGCGCCCUGAAAAAGAAAUACAAUCGAGCCAAGCUCGUGCAGGCGGUCAAGGAGAAAACUGGAUUAAGUUUAGUUGUAAGCAAAGCAAACAAUCAUACAAAGAACGCUAAGAAACGCCCGCGGCCGAAACGCGUGGAACUUGUAUAUAUUGAAAAGUCUCCCAACUACUGCGAGCGAGACCUGAACGUGGGAUCGUUGGGAACUACGGGUCGUAGCUGCAAUAAGACAGAUCGCGGGGUCGAAGGAUGCGACUUCCUGUGUUGCGGCAGAGGCUAUAAUACGUAUCAAGUUAAUAAGACUUGGCAAUGUCGUUGCCAGUUUCAGUGGUGCUGCACUGUGCACUGUGAUAUUUGCACUCAACUUACCAGAGAUUACAUUUGUAAAUAGAAUUAUUAGUUUUAGUGUUUGAAAUUAGAUUCACGGUAGUUUCCUAGAAAUGCGACUGUAAGUUUAACUAUGUAUUCUAGAGUUUUCUAAUAAAAAUAUGUAUUGCAAGGA